Molecule: messenger RNA, 237 nt
Organism: Rodentolepis nana
Lineage: Eukaryota; Metazoa; Platyhelminthes; Cestoda; Cyclophyllidea; Hymenolepididae
Source: the annotation of a GenBank genome assembly
AUGAUAGCUAUUCAGACUACGGAUAAAGAGUUAGUUGAAGUAACCCUGGAGUACAUUGGUGGACUGACUGAGGAAACGUGUUGCUGCCUUCUUCCACCGGCAAUCAGUCGUCAAACCCUUGGAGUGCGAAAAGGCCCUUCGAGAUGGGAUUUACGAUCCACCUUCUUUGUGGUCUCGGUACUCCAAUACUUCUCAGUCCACUUCUUGCUUUCCUUGGUAAACACGCAUAUUUUUUAA